GAUGACGCGAGCGUACUGGCAUUUCUGCGUAAGUUAAACAAGUCCGAAAAUCAGAAUAGUAAACGUAAAAUAAAACGGAUUAUCUUUGUGUAAAAUACCAAUACGAAAACAUUAUACGGGCAUGGCUAGUGGAGAUACGAUAUCGGAGGUAUCAAAUGAUCAGAUGCCAAUUCCGAAAAUAAGGCAUGAGUGGUAUCAAACUGAAACUCAUGUAAUUAUUGCGAUCCUGGCAAAAAAUGCUGACGAUGUGAAAAUUGUUUAUGGUGAAACAACUCUAAGUGUAUCUGCAAAAUUACCAUCUGGUAAUGAUUAUAGUUUGGAAAUAGAUUUAGCCCAUAAAGUGGUACCAGACAGUUGCACGCAUAAAGUAUUACCAUCUAAAAUAGAAAUAAAACUGAAAAAAUGUGAUGGACACAGAUGGAACAGUCUAGAAGGGGCAGCCGUUGCACCAGCAGUUGAGCAGCCACCUCUAAUACAAUUUCUUCAAUCAACUGGUCAACCACCAAAAUAUCCCAGUUCUAGUAAAAAAACUUGUGAUUGGGAUAAAAUAGAAAAGGAAAUAACAACAGAAGAGGAACAGGUAUCAUCGCAGGGAAAUGAUGCGGUCAUUGCUCUAUUCAAACGUGUUUACGAUAAUGGUACUGAUGAUGUUAAACGCGCAAUGAUUAAAUCAUAUCAAGAAUCUGGUGGAACGGUCUUAAGUACAACCUGGGAAGAAGUGGGGAAAACUAAAGUGGAAAGGAAAACCCCAGACGGAAUGGAAUGGAAACCAUGGGAUUCAUAAAUUCCUUUAAUGUGACUUUUGAAAAUCAAUUAUUUUUAAAGUCUAAAAUAAUUCUGCAUUAUAUACGACAUUAGAUUUUGAGUUAAUACCAUAUCAUUAUUUAAUUAAUGAAUGUUUAGCAUGUAAUGAACUAAUAAAAUCUAUUGUAUGCUGCGCCAUGGUUAUAUGUCGUUUUCCCUAGUUUAUUAAAAUACCAUGGAGAUAUCUGGUUCUUGAGUUUUCUUAUAAAUUAUGUAGUUACAAAACCAAUAGCAGCAUACAAUAUUCUGGUACAA
Messenger RNA from Orussus abietinus, 1059 nucleotides. It is a transcript of the gene Sgt1, whose product is annotated as protein SGT1 homolog. The transcript is spliced from 5 exons. Bases 122 to 784 code for a protein of 220 amino acids. The record is from RefSeq and is a predicted model, not a curated record. NCBI's taxonomy places the organism in Eukaryota, Metazoa, Arthropoda, Insecta, Hymenoptera, Orussidae. Gene Ontology annotation, molecular function: protein-folding chaperone binding. Gene Ontology annotation, biological process: protein stabilization.